Exaiptasia diaphana is the source of this 1346-nucleotide messenger RNA. Its product is annotated as monocarboxylate transporter 2-like. Gene Ontology annotation, biological process: transmembrane transport. The transcript is spliced from 3 exons. The annotation marks the transcript as partial. The record is from RefSeq and is a predicted model, not a curated record. Lineage: Eukaryota; Metazoa; Cnidaria; Anthozoa; Actiniaria; Aiptasiidae. Gene Ontology annotation, molecular function: transmembrane transporter activity.
UCAACCAAAGCGCACCCCUACGAAGACCUUUGCUUCUUUGGUUGGCAUUUAUGUAAUCCUUUGAAAAUACAUCAUCAACUCUCACCUGUAUGAAAACUACUCGUAUAUAUUUGCCUUUGCGUAGUAUUAAUUGACUUAAGAGGAUUUUAAGGAAUAUGUCGACUGAUUCCAAGUGGUCUUGGGUGGUUUGCAUGUGUGCAACCAUUGCAAACAUGUUGAUGUUUGGUUUUGCUCUCGGGUUUGGUGUUUAUCAGCCAGUAUUGAUGGAAUAUUUUGGUGAGAAUAAGGAAACAACAUCAAGAGCGGGAUCCAUCACCAUAGGUCUCAUCCUCUUCAGUGGACCAUUUGCAGUUUUUUUAACUGAUCGGUUUGGACACAGAGCUGUUGCAAUGACUUGUGGUUUAAUGUGUUCUAUAUCUUUAACAGUUAGCUCAUUUGUGAAACACUUAAUGAUCCUAUAUGUGUCAUAUAGUGUUUUGUUUGGGUUUUGUGGUGGCAUCAUUUUAAAUGUUUGCUAUACAAUAACUAGAAUGCAUAUCACAAAGCAUUGGCCAUUGGCUGCAGGAAUAGUUUCUUCUGGAUCUAAUGUUGGAUUAUUGAUAUUGACACAGUGCAAUGAGUUCCUUAUUGAGGCUGUUGGAUGGAGAAAUUCCYUUAGAGUAAUGUCUGGUGUAAUKUUUUUUAUUUGCAUUGCUGCUGCARUAUUCCAACCUAUCCCAAAUCAAAAUAAUGAACAUGAAUUAGAAGGAAAGAAAGUCCAAAAUAAUGCAGGAGCUAAUCAAGAAGCUGUUUUCAAAGAAGAGGAARUCACAUUGUAUAUGAAAGAAAGAGAUGAAAUUGCUAGUGAGAACCACAUGGAAAGUCUACAACUAAAUGUAUCAAGUCAAAAGGCAGAUUUACUAGAACAACCAAACAAUGAAAUAACAUUAAACAGAGAAGAAGUUAUUAUCCAGGAACAUAGCACAGAAAGACAAAUUGGCAAUAGAAAAAUGACUUGGAAAGACUGUUUCUCAUUGUUUAAGAACAUUACAUUUGUUGUCGGUCUGAUUUUUGCUGUGCUUGCAUAUUUUGGAAUAUAUUCUCCACAUAUUCAUUUGGUUCAGUUUGCYAAGGAUUUGGGUAUCUCAAGCAGGGAAGCAGCACAAUUUUACAUAUAUUUYGCAAUUGCAAACAUUAUUUCAAGAAUUGUUAUUGGUCAAGCAGUGCAAAAGUUUAAGUUUUCUCCAUUUAUUGCUCUCCAAAUAUCAAUACUAGUCAGUGGGCUCGCAGUUAUUUUCCUGUCAUUUGCCAAGAAAUAUGUACACUUUGUUGUGUUUGGCAUUGUUUAUGGUACAGCAAAUGGAUGC